UGACCUGGGUGCCAGGAACUUUCCCAAGGUUAUAACGGGCACCUGGGCCGCCACGUUCUGGUUUCUGAGAAGUGAAAAAGAGGAAAAGGUUCUCGUCCCGAUCAAGUCAGCGCUUCCAGUGCAUCGUCAGUCAGCCAGGGGUGCCCUUUUCUCUAUCUUGUCGUUUUGGUGUUUCCUCUUUUGCGUGAGGAACGAACCUCCUCUGUUCUGACGCCGCUUUUCCCCUGCCUCUCCCUAGCAUCUUGCAGCGACUGCUUUUUUUUUUUUUUUUUUGCCUUGUUCGCUAGCAACAAGUCAGCAAAUAUUUACACAACGCUUUCCCCGAGUCCCAGACACAAAAACCAGGCGGUGGAGACGCUUGCGACGAGACAAGAGGAACACACACCACUCUUCAGGCCAACCAAGACACACCCGCUCCACCUCUUACCCAUCAUUUCUCCCUCACCUGUCAAAAGGAACGGCGGUGGUCUGGUAGAGGUCGGGAGGAAACAGAAGCUGCAGCAGCAGUGGCAUGCAAGCCACGGCAAGUUCGAGGCCGUCUUGCCUGUCCACCUACCAAGGAGGUACCUACCUAGCCUGGCAGCAGCAGCAGCCACUCCACCAUCAAGUGUAGAAAUCCCAUACCGCCACUGGCUGCACGGCCUGCCCGUCUGCCCACCACACGCACACCCACGUACCUCUGCCGUCUAGGCACUUUUCCCCGCAAGAACCUCGCUGUGCCACCCGUGUGUCUGCUUCGACAAAACGAGCCGCCUCCCGCCCCGUGCAGAAGCUGGCCAGAGAGACACGACGGAACUGUGCCUCAGCCCGCCCCGAGAGCACCAGGGAGAAAAGAGGACGUGACGGCGGGACUGACGAGUGGAUCGACAAGAAACCCACCUUUUUUUCUCGCCUUCCUUGCACCCAUCUUUCCGUCCCGAACCAGCCCACUCCAGAGCACCACUCCAGCCAGGGUUACCACAACGCUUCCAAGCCGGGCCUAGUGGAGGGCAAGAAAAAAAAUUAGGACUAUUGCAUGGCUGCGGAAGCGGAGGACGAAGAGGAGCUGACACCCAGUCUUGGUUGGGGUGCGGCUGCCGUGCCCAGUCUCCAUCUGCUGCCACCAAUACGGCCCUGGCCCCGUCACUUGCUGGCCCUGCCAUAUUGACCCCCUUUCCCCUUCUUUCUUUUACAUAAAAAUUACACUUGGGCUUCCUCCCUCCCAGCACCUCGCACCUGUCGCUGCCUUUUCUCUUAUCUCUGUCACUUACGGCACCGAAACACCAAGCCGACAAGACCUGGAGAUCAGAGCCCAGCCCAGCCAUCAAACCCGCCUCUCCGGAUUCCCUCCCACCAACCCCUGCGCGUCCCUGUCCGGUUUUUUUUUUGGGCCGAACGACGCCUUAUCUCUCGGAUCGCUCAAUUAACGUUGCCGUCACCCAAGCUGCCGGGAAACGGCCGUCACUUGAUUGGCGCCACCCGCAACCUCUUCGGCUUUUUAUCUUUGCGAGAUCUCGGGCCCCCUUUUUUUUCUGCCCCUUGCCCCAGCCGGCACUCAGCCCUAAGCCUGCUCCAAGGGGGAUCAUCCUUUGGUCUUGCAGCAGCUGCCGCCUGCCGCUGCUGUCGUGCAUUUCUGUGCACGGCAACUGCCCGCUGCGGAGCCACUGCCAUUUUUGUUUUGCUCGGUGCCCACCACACCGAAAAGCGGCCUCUACACUGACGCUUUCCCCGUCUACCACACCCACCGCCCGGUCCGAGAACUCGGCCAUCAGACGGCACCGUUGACUGCCACCACCUUGGGCCACACCCCCGGGGCUAACACUGGCUGACCCCUGACUGCACCGUCGUCAUUCCCGACGUGCAGCACAUACCACGCACAAGCCCCUAUCCCACACCAAGGAUUGCGCAUCACCACCCCUGUUUCUGGAUGUCGAUCCCCCGGCGAUUAAGUGGCAGGUAACUGGCACUUAUACCAACGUUAACUUCCUUUUCUGGCCCAACCGGCACUCUUUGGUACCUUUUGCAUAUUCUACGGCGUGACCUUGUCGCUGUCUUUUACAACCCCACACACACUAGACAGGAAGGCAUGGCAGACAAGAUGUCCAUCGACAAGAAGGACCCCGUCAAGGACGACAACAGCGAGGAGUCGCUCGGUUCCAGCCCUGAGGGAGAGCAGCAGCCGCAGCAGAACAGCAACAAUACUCAAGAGACGCAGGAAAACCAACAGCCUAAACGCAAGGGCGGCCGCAAGCCAAUAUAUGCUACCUCUGAAGAGAGAAAGCAGCGGAAUCGCCAGGCCCAGGCUGCCUUCCGCGAGCGCCGCACCGAGUAUAUCAAGCAGCUCGAGGAAGCCAUUCGCGUGCACGAGCAGAACCUUCACCAGCUGCAGUCUGCUCACCGGAAUGCCGCAGACGAGUGCUUGAUGCUGCGUUACAAGAACUCGCUUCUGGAGCGCAUCCUCCUCGAGAAAGGUAUCGAUGUCCAAGCCGAACUGCGAGCCAAGACCGGGAGCCCCAACCUGGGGCCGACGCACAUGCCCCAGAACCUUGUGCAGCCGCCACCCAUCUCGAGAUCCCUCCUGGGCCGCCAUCACACGCGCAGGUCAAAUUCAAGCAUCGCUCCCAAGCUCGAGCAGCCAGAUCUUUCCGCCACCACGGCGCUGCACCCGCCAUUAGGAGGCGCGUCGGCCAUGUCGCCCAAGAGCCGGCACGCAGCGUCCUCGCACUCGGCCUCUCCGACCACCACGGCCUCCGUCUUUGGUGGAUCACCUGCCGCCUCUGGUCCAGACCACGUUGCGCCGGGAGUCCGCCCCCCUCCGGUAGGGCUGAAGCAGCAGCCCCCAGCCCCCAUGGCCCACAUGAACGGCAUGCCCGCCACGGGGCCCCCAAGAACGAUGCAGCAGCAGAUGCAGGCCGCGGCCCAGCGCCACGCCAUGCAGAGGGCCGCAGCCGCAGGCGGAGCGCCCGGUGGCGUGGUCACCACCACGGCGGCGCCCUUCUACACGCCCGCGUUCCAGAGCCACAUUGAGCAACUAGGCAAGCUGACCCGCCCCAACAACAACCCCGCCCCCCCUCCAAUAGAACUCUGUAGUCCUAGAUUCAUUUCCGUCAGUACAGAACAGGAGUACGAUGCCGCGGCCGACAUGCUCGACGACGAGGCGCCCGACACGCCCUCGGGCCCCGGUCCAUAUCCGGGCCCCCACUUCGCCGGCGAGCCCCAGCCCAUCAGCCUCUCGAGCCCCGGGACCACGACGACGGCGGGCGGCACGCCUACGACCAUGGCUCAGCACGCGCACCACCACGCGCAGCAGCACCACCACCACCACCAACACGCGCACGGCCAGCAGCAGAACGGGGCGGGGGGUGGCGCAUACCCGGCCAUCAUCGAUCCCACCCUCGACUGGGGCGACCCGUUCGGACUGAGCGCCAGCAUGGCCUUCCCCACGCAGUUCUCGUUCGACACCAGCAACAUGAGGUGA
Messenger RNA from Gaeumannomyces tritici R3-111a-1, 3457 nucleotides. RefSeq lists its product as hypothetical. Gene Ontology annotation, molecular function: transcription cis-regulatory region binding; DNA-binding transcription activator activity, RNA polymerase II-specific. The record is from RefSeq and is a predicted model, not a curated record. Lineage: Eukaryota; Fungi; Ascomycota; Sordariomycetes; Magnaporthales; Magnaporthaceae. The coding region runs from base 2066 to 3457 and encodes 463 amino acids. The transcript has 3 exons. Gene Ontology annotation, cellular component: RNA polymerase II transcription regulator complex.